CUGAGUCAAAGGGGGAAGCUGGGAGGGAGAACAGCGAGCAUCAGUCACCUUGGAGCAGUCCGAGUGAGCAGAGGGCGUGGGAGAUGAUCGGCAGCCUCUCUCUGCUGAACUCUCACCAAUCAUCUCUGAUUGAUUAUCUCCCUUCUCUACAAACUCUCCAGCAACAUGAGCUCCUCGCCAGCCAACCCUCACAGCAAAUGCCUGCCCCUGGAGACCGAGCGAGGCCAGAGGCUCCCAGAUGUGGACGCAGCACAGCAGCUCAAGCUGAGAGAGAGACAGCGUUUCUUCGAGGAGGUCUUCCAACAUGACGUGGACGUCUACCUGUCUUCGGCGCACCUGUGUAUCCGAGACUAUAAGAGGCCUCCAAUUGGCAGCAUCUCGUCCAUGGAGGUGAACGUGGACUUGCUGGACCAGAUGGAGCUGAUCGACAUCUCUGACCAGGAGGCCUUGGAUGUCUUUUUCAGCUCUGGGGGAGACGAGGGGGUGCUGACCCCCCCGCUGCCAGUCCAAGGAAACAACAACAACAACGAAGUCAUCAGUAAUGGACUCUUUCGACACGUCCUCGAGGAUCUUGAUGCCAAGUCCCGCGCGUCCUCCACGUCUUCAAACUCCUCCUCUGACAGUCAGACCACCAAUGCCAACGGAAGAGACACCCCAGUCUUCAGGUCAGACCAUGAGGAAACGCACACCAGCACAGCCAAGCGAAGAGCCGUGCCUCCAGAGUUGGAGAGGGUGAAAAGUCAGACUCCAUCUUCGUAGGAAGCACCCUCUGCACAACAGGUCUCCACCUGCAGUGCGGUAGUUGACACCUCGGCCGAGGGCAAAGAGCUGACUUUGGCAUACAAGCUAUUGAAAGAGGCCUCUCAGCCGCGACACACUGCCUCCUACAGCUGCUUUCAACCUUUCCUGUGAUUGAUGAGUUGUGCUCUGUGUGUUUGUUUAGGAGGUGGAAGCCGUGAACUGUAAAUACGGAGAUUUAUUAAUUCUCACCCGUUUCCAUUUAUGUUUUGGCAUGUUUUGACAGAUACGAUUUGCUCCCCGGUUUCUGACCUCACGGGACCCGUUGUUGGUAAAUGAUGCAUUUUGUACAGUAAAGCAGUGACUAGAACAAUACAAUGAUAAUUGGGUGACUCCCGGUAAAUUUCGCAAUAGAAGACUUCAUACUGUUAAAAGUUCUGUAUUUCAAACCAACACAUUGUCCUGCCGAUGCAAAAUUCAGUUUUCAAAGUUCCAAUUUUAGAUGAAUCUCAAGCAGGAUUUCUUUGUUUUAACAAUAAAGGAAGAGAGGAACAUGUAUUCAUUGCUUCUGAUAAUCAACACAACUGUUCCUGGUUAUUUCAAGGUGUUUCCACGGAAGCUUGAGGAGGACAAACAGAAUGAAGUGUCAAAUGUAGUGUCAAAUGUAGUGUCGAAUGAAAACAAAAGAACAAAAGCUGAGACUUCCCUGCAAAUGUUGGAUCAAUUCUAAGGAACCCGAAUGAGCCAAACAGUGACGUAUUGGAGGCAAUGCACGCACACACACACGCACACACACACUUGUGUUUAUUAUUCUUCGUGUAAAGAAAAAGGGGGCAGGGUCUCGUCUCCCUUUGCUUAAAUGUCAGAAAAAGCCAGUCCUCGUACAUUCUCACAGUUGGAUGUACUGAACAAGCACCAUGCUCUGCUUCUUCCUCCUGGUAAGUAGCAACACCGACUUAAAGUCUUUUUGAAAUGACUUCAGUUAAAGUUUGACGCUAUUACUUGAUUUUUAUAGCUGUCAAUUUCUGACUAAAGUCAGUGUUACUUAAAAAGGAAUAUUCAUUUAUCUUUCAUUUUGAUUGAAAGUGUAACAGUAUGAUUUUAAAUUAUGUAAUAUUAAUAUUUAUUAUUAUUAAUAUAAUAGGGUUCCAACUAUUUGAUUAUCUAUAAAAAUCAGGCACUUGUUUACCUUUGUUUACUGUCAAUAUUAUUU
Molecule: messenger RNA, 1951 nt
Organism: Anarrhichthys ocellatus (wolf-eel)
Lineage: Eukaryota; Metazoa; Chordata; Actinopteri; Perciformes; Anarhichadidae
Product: dysbindin-like
Exons: 4
Coding region: 166-759 (197 amino acids)
Biological process (GO): negative regulation of protein kinase activity
Cellular component (GO): cytoplasm
Source: RefSeq, a predicted model, not a curated record